Messenger RNA from Durusdinium trenchii, 1292 nucleotides. Lineage: Eukaryota; Dinophyceae; Suessiales; Symbiodiniaceae. The record is from the annotation of a GenBank genome assembly.
CGUGCUCAGCAUAAAUCAGCAUAAAGAGAUGUAAAGUGGGGCGAAUGCCUGUCCUUUGUGGGCAUCAUGUGGACGGCAGAGGCUGCUUUACAAGCUUUGCGCACUGAAUAUCCAUCUCCCAGCUCACAUCCAAUGUCCAGGGAUUCACAGAUCCAAGGUUCGGCUCGAGAUCGCUUUGACAGCAAGGUGUUGGAUCUGGAAAUGGAUCAAUGUACCCAACGGUUGAACACGAUCCAGAGCACCACAGAAGUGGCCUCGGCAGUGGUAGCAGCUCUUGCAGACGCAGGAUCCAGACUGCAACACUGCGCGACUGCCUCCCGCAAGCUGAAACCUGAGGGUGCUUCGUUGGAAGAAUGCCUAAAGCACGAUGAUGAGUCCAUGGCCGCCGCUUCGCACUCCUUUCUGGAUGCUUGUGGCAGCUUGGGUGCUGUUCUCAUUGGGAUGGCCUCCGCCAUCAGCCAGAAUGUCAUGCUUCCACUGGAAUCUUUUCAUCGACAUGCGUUUGCAGAUCAUACGAGGAAAGCUGCUUUGCUCGAUGAGCUGCGCAGAAAAGAACUGGGCUGCUCCAAUGCGGUCACAGAAUCCUUGCAGAAGCGUGAUCGUGCACGCCUAGGGCUUCAGAGUGCCAUGAGGGACCAGGAGAAGACAGAAAAGAAAGCUGGGGAGAAGAAGAAAGGGCUGGCCCGCUUUGCGCGAAGCGAUGAGAAGGAUAUGGCUGCUGCAGAGCAGAAAGUUCAAAAGGCGGCGACAGUGCAAACAGCCUCAAUUGAAGAGCUUGCCAUGCGCACUGAAGACGCCAACGAAGCUCGGGUGCUGCGAGAAAAGGCCUCCAAAGACGUGAGCCUUCUCCAGUCAUGCAUUGACUUCGUGCGGAGCAGGCUGCUGGCCCGAUGUUUGAAGAGUAGCGCUGGGGCAUGGGCAGAGGCUGCGAAGGAGCUGCAACGUGGCGCUGAACAACUUCGGCUCCAGGUCUCUAAGCUGCGACUCUCUGUGGAGCACUCAGAAGGAGGAUGCGCCCAUUCAGCCUCUCUGAACUCAAUUUGGAUGAUGAUAGCAUAGACUUAGAGGACCAUCCAGAGUCUCCGUUCACUGCUCCAUCUACAUCCUUGAGAUCUCCUAAACCAGGUUCCCCACUCGUGCUGGGUGACAAAGGCACACCUAAGCUCAACGAUCUCGGACGAGAUUCAUCACCACCGGCAGUCUUCACAGGUUGGCCUGUGCAGUCAGAGCCGCAAGUUUCCUCAACGCCUUUUGAUUAGACGCAAAAGUGCCAACUAGCUCUGCGGGAAGAG